GGGAAGUAGUGCUCACUGCCCCGCCUGUCCAGUUCAGCCCCUUCUCCCACAGGAAGCCAGGCCCUUGAACUUGAGAGGGGGACUGCAUCCCGGCUUGACUCACCUGAGCCCUGGCCGGGGCUGGGGCCUCUGGAAAGCUGACAGUCGAGCUUCUUGUGGUCCAUGAAAGCAGUGAUGGCCUCCAAAGGAAAGGUCUGCAGGCAGCGGCCGCAGAUGAGGAAACGGAACAGGGAGGCUGCUCGCCGCGCCACGGUGACCCGUCCAGGUCCCUCGUAGUGGAUCUGGGAGGGCUAAGAACCACCGGUCCCCCCGAAUCCACACCACCUUCCUCUCCGCACUGGGGGCCGGUGUUUCCCUGCAGGCAACCAGUCCAGGUGUGUGCUGAACACCAGACGCUUUCGAGGCCAUCUAGUCCCCGUGACAACCGUCAGCAGUCAGGACCAUGCAGACUCCGCCCACCAUUCCCGUGCCUGUGCUGCGGCUCCCCCGGGGCCCCGAUGGCUUGAGCCGAGGCUUUGCCCCAGACGCACGCAGGGCGCCCCCGAAGCCACAGGUUCCCGAAACCCCAGAGUCUCCUGUCCUUCAAGAAUCUCAGGAGUCCCGGGAACAGCAGGCCCGAGCCGCCCUUCGGGAGCGCUACCUCCGCAGCCUGCUGGCCAUGGUGGGUCGCCAGGUGAGCUUCACGCUGCACGAGGGUGUGCACGUGACCGCCAGCUUCGCAGCCACCGACCUGGACGUGGCCAACUUCUACGUGCUGCAGCUGCAGACGCCGAUAGGCGUGCAGGCCGAGGCGCUGCUGCGGUGUGGUGACAUAAUCGCCUACACCUUCAGGCCGUAAAGACACCACUGUGGUCGCCGUUCUGCUCAGGGCCUUGCCUCAGUAUCCCCGCCCUCCCCGUGUUCACGAGCCCAGAACCCUGCGCCCCAUGGAAUUUGGAACUCCCUUGGAACUUUGAGCCGCGCUCCAAGCAACUCUGGCUUCUUGGGACCUCCAGGGUCGGUAAAAUUCUGCAACCACAGACGUUCUAGAGCCUGGUGGAAAGGAAUGCUCGACCUCACAGGAAUCUAAACUCUAAAAUAGGGCCUCCGCCAGUUCCUGGAGACCGGGGGUUGGGGGUGGUUAAUAUAGGAAGGCACACUGCCGAGUGGGAAAUUGUUUAUUGAAGUUGCCAAGUUCGGCCACCCUGGAGAAAGUCCCCUCCUACUAAAGAACUAGUUAUUCCAGGAAAACUCACCUCCAGUUUUGUUUUGUUUCAAAUGUAUCACAUCGGGAUGGAACCAGGUUUAGAAAAUAGAAGGGUGACUAUUCUAGGGCUGAUCCUGGUGGUCCUCAAAGAGGAGGACACUUUAGGGGGCUGGGAGGAACUCGGGGAUGAAGGUGGGGAUUGGCUCCGUCCUUGCUCUCCGGUGGAGUGGCUCGGAACGGCGGGUUUGGGAGAAUCGGAGGCGAUUUCUUUCUCGGGUGGGCGGGGGUGUUCGCCGCGAGGGGCGUGCCUCGCCGUGGGUUACUAGGUCUCCCGGCCCUUGGACGGUAGGGGUCUCGCUCUAGGGAAGGCGGGUUCGCUUCCCCGCCCAUUCCGGAAGCGGUCGGACUCGGUGCGGCGGCACUAUUGAGGUCAGGCUGAGGACGUGGGGCUGGGGUGAAGCUUACCCCCUUUUCUCCAUUUCGCUCCAGCCGUCCAUUAUUCGCUUCACUUACACCCGCCACUAGUCGUUUUUCAGGUUUCGCUUUACAAAAGUAACUCCUGCCCCUUUUGUAGUCCCAUCAACUUUUGAAUGUAAGUGAAGAUCCCGUUAAGUACAGAUGAGAUUUGCUUUGUUCGUC
Messenger RNA from Suricata suricatta (meerkat), 1825 nucleotides. RefSeq names its product gem nuclear organelle associated protein 7 (gene GEMIN7). Gene Ontology annotation, molecular function: RNA binding. The transcript has 4 exons. Bases 443 to 838 code for a protein of 131 amino acids. Gene Ontology annotation, biological process: spliceosomal snRNP assembly. Gene Ontology annotation, cellular component: SMN-Sm protein complex. Lineage: Eukaryota; Metazoa; Chordata; Mammalia; Carnivora; Herpestidae. The record is from RefSeq and is a predicted model, not a curated record.